Molecule: messenger RNA, 1761 nt
Organism: Aplysia californica (California sea hare)
Lineage: Eukaryota; Metazoa; Mollusca; Gastropoda; Aplysiida; Aplysiidae
Product: lactoylglutathione lyase
Exons: 6
Coding region: 252-767 (171 amino acids)
Molecular function (GO): lactoylglutathione lyase activity; metal ion binding
Source: RefSeq, a predicted model, not a curated record
CUGUAGCCUAUAAUUUGUGAUCUGCUCACUCUUCUCUGCAUGGACUUGGACUAGAUAUAGAUAUAGAUCUAGAAUCUAGACUCUAGGAUCAACUCCGGCGUCGUCAGUGUGAAAUUAGCAGUUUGGUUAUCUCCAUCACUCUGUCAGGUCACAUAUUUCUCGUCUACCUUGGCUCAGCAAGCAAGUGCUCACGUUUCCUUGUUCUGCAAAGACUACUAUACACUAUAGUUAUACUCACCAAAAGUCUAAACAUGCCGCUCACCAGUGAUGAAGCUCAAAAGGCUUGCGCACCUCCUCCACCUGAGACAGAGGGAUUUUUCUUUCAGCAGACCAUGUUGAGAAUAAAAGACCCAAAGAGAUCCCUUGAUUUCUAUUCAAGAGUUAUGGGCAUGUCGCUGUUGCAUCAGUGGGAUUUUCCAGACAUGGAGUUCACUUUGUAUUUCAUGGGCUUUGAGAAGCCUGAGGAUAUUCCGACAGAUCCUAAAGAAAGGGCUAAAUUCUGCUUUUCAAGGAAAGCCACCCUGGAGCUUACACAUAAUUAUGGGACUGAAAAUGAAGAGAAAGAGGUGUACCACAAUGGAAAUUCAGACCCCAAAGGUUUCGGCCACAUAGGUGUGGUCGUCCCUGAUGUGUACAAGGCCUGUGAAAGAUUUGAACAACUUGGGGUGUCUUUCAUCAAAAAACCUGAUGGAGGAAAAAUGAAAGGAUUGGCCUUCAUUCAGGAUCCUGAUGGCUAUUGGAUUGAGAUUUUAAACCCCAAAUUUUAAUCUUGUUAAAGAGACAUGCAUGGGUAUAGGUAAAAGGCCAGCGUCUCUGUUGCGAGAACUUUGCCAAAGCCUGUAAAAGAACAUUUGAGUAUGUUUUUUAUGCAAUAUGUUGGCCUUUAUGUUUUGUGUGAUCUGAAAGAAGAGGAGGAUGCAGAAUUUACAUCUCAAGUUCUUGUAGUACUUUAAGUUAUUAUAUUAUGAUUUUACAAGCCAUUUUCUUUUUGUUGUUGAUCUGAUAGUUUUGUUACUAUGCUAUUUGAACUCAUCUCUAUUUAAAACAGUUUACGCAUAUUUAUGCAACAAGUCUAUGGCUUUAAUCUUUGACUUUGGCUCAGGUCAGUGUGGUCAUUUCUGCAUUUUUACUCUGUUUAGCUGUAGGGCUAGUGCCUGAUUCUAGAAGAGUCCACAAUGCUGGUGCUUUGUCAUCUAGAGUUUGUUCUUGUCCAAAGAAUAGGUCAUGGAUACACACAUCACUUUAAAUUAGAAAAAAAAAACCCUUCGCAUUACUUACCCUUUCCAAAACUGUUUGUGGUAAUUGAAGCUUUAAGAGACCACGUAAUAGUUGGUAUUGAAGGACACCACUUUUCAGACACAGUGGUUAAUGUGUGACAUCAUUUCAGUAAUUACUUGUCAAGUAAUGUAUUAUUUAUGAUUUAUGAAAAAGAAUGUUUACUCCUUUUUCUUAAACAUGAUUUAAUUAGGUUAGCUAUUUAGUGACAAGUUCUAUUUUUUUGUAGCUUUAGACAAUCAGUGUAUAUAUGUGAAAAGAGCACUAUCCUGUUAUAAAAAAAACCCCAAAGUGAUUCCUGUUCUGCCAUAGAAUUCUUAUGUUUGAAGACCAAGCAAGAUAACGUUUGAUGAUAAGAUGGUGCUUUGGGAAAUGUUGAUACUACUGUUGCUUUAAUUGAAAAGUGAAUCCUCUUUGUUGGUCUUCUUUGAAUGUCUCAGAUUUGUUCUGCCUUAAUAAAAGAGUGAGAUAUAUUUCAAACAACAA